Symphalangus syndactylus (siamang) is the source of this 4046-nucleotide messenger RNA. RefSeq names its product protein O-glucosyltransferase 1 (gene POGLUT1). Gene Ontology annotation, biological process: protein O-linked glycosylation; positive regulation of Notch signaling pathway. Gene Ontology annotation, cellular component: endomembrane system. The record is from RefSeq and is a predicted model, not a curated record. Gene Ontology annotation, molecular function: UDP-glucosyltransferase activity; UDP-xylosyltransferase activity. Lineage: Eukaryota; Metazoa; Chordata; Mammalia; Primates; Hylobatidae.
CCAGCGCCGCAGCGGGGAAUCUGCAGUAGGUCCGCUGGCGAUGGAGUGGUGGGCUAGCUCGCCGCUUCGGCUCUGGCUGCUGUUGUUCCUCCUGCCCCCAGCGGAGGGCCGCCAGAAGGAGUCAGGUGGGCUCCGGGCAGUGCCGAGCCUGCCCCUUGGGCUCGGGGUCUGGCCGGAGUCCCGAGGCGCUUCCCAGCGCGGCCGGCUCCCGGGAAGAUGCCGCGGCCGCUGUAGCUCGGAGCUGGGCAGAAAGCACCGGGGCGCUUGCGGCGGAGAGUGAGGUGCCGGGGUCUCUGCUCCUGCUCUGGACCCUGGAGAGUAACCCAUUCCCCGGAAUUCAGAAUGACAGGGAGGAGAGGGAAUUCCCCGUUCACCCGCAGGAGGCGUCGCCCGUGCUUGGCUACCCUGGACCUGCCUGAAACACUGAGGAGUCGGGGAGGGGGGCAAAUGUCGUGCGCGCGCGCGUGUGUGUAUAUGCGUUGCCAGAAGAGAAGAGGGGUUUAAUGUCUGUAGCUUUUAACUGAUCCUCUUUGUGGAGUUCAAUUUGAUUAGUAGAAAGUGAGAGUCCGCGUCACUAUCCGUAGCGUUCUGAGGGUUGGGCAUUAAGCUUGGGAAUUUUCCAGUUUCUUGGACACCUGACAGCUGGAUAGAGGAACAGACUUGACGUUCAAAAUGGAAAGUAUUUAUUGACCAAAUUAACAGGUCUUUGGAGAAUUACGAACCAUGUUCAAGUCAAAACUGCAGCUGCUACCAUGGUGUCAUAGAAGAGGAUCUAACUCCUUUCCGAGGAGGCAUCUCCAGGAAGACGAUGGCAGAGGUAGUCAGACGGAAGCUAGGGACCCACUAUCAGAUCACUAAGAACAGACUGUACCGGGAAAAUGACUGCAUGUUCCCCUCAAGGUGUAGUGGUGUUGAGCACUUUAUUUUGGAAGUGAUUGGGCGUCUCCCUGACAUGGAGAUGGUGAUCAAUGUACGAGAUUAUCCUCAGGUUCCUAAAUGGAUGGAGCCUGCCAUCCCAGUCUUCUCCUUCAGUAAGACAUCAGAGUACCAUGAUAUCAUGUAUCCUGCUUGGACAUUUUGGGAAGGGGGACCUGCUGUUUGGCCAAUUUAUCCUACAGGUCUUGGACGGUGGGACCUCUUCAGAGAAGAUCUGGUAAGGUCAGCAGCACAGUGGCCAUGGAAAAAGAAAAACUCUACAGCAUAUUUCCGAGGAUCAAGGACAAGUCCAGAACGAGAUCCUCUCAUUCUUCUGUCUCGGAAAAAUCCAAAACUUGUUGAUGCAGAAUACACCAAAAACCAGGCCUGGAAAUCUAUGAAAGAUACCUUAGGAAAGCCAGCUGCUAAGGAUGUCCAUCUUGUGGAUCACUGCAAAUACAAGUAUCUGUUUAAUUUUCGAGGUGUAGCUGCAAGUUUCCGGUUUAAACACCUCUUCUUGUGUGGCUCACUUGUUUUCCAUGUUGGUGAUGAGUGGCUAGAAUUCUUCUAUCCACAGCUGAAGCCAUGGGUUCACUAUAUCCCAGUCAAAACAGAUCUCUCCAAUGUCCAAGAGCUGUUACAAUUUGUAAAAGCAAAUGAUGAUGUAGCUCAAGAGAUUGCUGAAAGGGGAAGCCAGUUUAUUAGAAACCAUUUGCAGAUGGAUGACAUCACCUGUUACUGGGAGAACCUCUUGAGUGAAUACUCUAAAUUCCUGUCUUACAAUGUAACAAGAAGGAAAGGUUACAAUCAAAUUAUUCCCAAAAUGUUGAAAACUGAACUAUAGUAGUCAUCAUAGGACCAUAGUCCUGUUUGUGGCAACAGAUCUCAGAUAUCCUACGGUGAGAAGCUUACCAUAAGCUUGGCACUUAUACCUUGAAUACCUGUUAUCAAGCCAAACACCUGGUUUUCCUUAUCAUGCUGCACCCAGAGUAACUCUUGAGAAAGAUUUAAAAUAUGUCUAAUACACUGAUAUGAAGCAGUUCAACUUUUUGGAUGAAUAAGGACCAGAAAUCAUAAGAUGUGGAUUUUGAACCCAAUUCUACCUUUCAUUUUCUUAAGACCAAUCACAGCUUGUGCCUCAGAUCAUCCACCUGUGUGUGUCCAUCACUGUGAAAUUGACUGUGUCCAUGUGAUGAUGCCCUUUGUCCCAUUAUUUGGAGCAGAAAAUUCAUCAUUUGGAAGUAGUACAACUCAUUGCUGGAAUUGUGAAAUUAUUCUAGGCGUGAUCUCUGUCACUUUAUUUUAAUGUAGGAAACCCUAUGGUGUUUAUGAAAAAUACUUGGGGAUCAUUCUCUGAACCGUCUAAGGAAGCAGUAGCCAUGCCAUGCAAUGAUGUAGGAGUUCUCUUUUGUAAAACCAUAAACUCUGUUACUUAGGAGGUUUCUAUAAUGCCACAUAGAAAGAGGCCAAUUGCAUGAGUAAUUAUUGCAAUUGGAUUUCAGGUUCCCUUUUUGUGCCUUCAUACCCUACUUCUUAAUGUUUCUCUAAAGCCAAAAAAAAAAAAAAAAGACAAAGCCUCUUAAUAAAUUUAGGAAGUAGUCCUCAUUCUUUAAUGGAACUAUACAUAGAACAGCAGCUCUUCCUCACCCUUUGCAUACCUUUAAUAUUUUUCCUUCUUAAAUAGGCCACAGCAGGGGUCAUUCACACUCUCACUGUCUUGCAGGAACCACAAGAAGUCUGCAUAUGUGAACAUGCCGUUCAGUUGGUAGUUAAGAGCGUUCAACUUCAAAUAUAUAGAAGAUACUUGUUUUAGUGCAAAUCCAUAUUGGAGUGCCUCCUUUUUCCUUUUUUCCCUUUUUGAAAAAGAUGUUUUGGGUAGUAGUUUAAUAUCUCGGGGUGCUCUAACAUAGUAAAAAAUGAAGAAAAAUGUUUAGAUUAAAACUCUGUAGUCUGAUGACUUAGAACCAUCCUUGACCCUUAGGCCCAACCUUUCCACAGAGAAAUCACCUCUCUUCCUUUGUCUUUUAAGAACUAUUUGGUAUUAACUAGUUUCAGAAUUAGUAAAUGUGAGAUUCAGUCACAUAAUUAUCAGACAUUCCAUUUGUCAGAAAUGUAUUUGGAUUUUUAAACUCCUUUCCACAAAAUUUUUAGUCUAAUGACCUUCUUAGAGAAGUUGAGCAUGCCUGGCAAGAUCAUUUCAUGGAAUAAGCAGAUGUUUAAAGUUGGAUUUUUUUUUUUUUUUUUUUUUGAGUACCAGCAAUGCACAGGGACCACGUUCUUAGGUUCUUAGUCUGUGAAUCUAGCAAUAGGCAGUACAGAUUUCUGAGUUGUACUAUGGUUUUGCCUUGUCACUAUGAGGCCCUACUAGGUGUAAGCAUUCUGUCUGAAUUUUAAUUUCCUCUCAUUAAAAUAGGAACAAAAUUUGCUAUCCUUUAGAUUAGGAGCUGAAGAUUCAUUUCCCUAGGAAUGUUUCCCAUUUAGCUUCAAGUUUCAGCUCAAACAUCACCUUCUUUCUGAUUCCUUUCAUUCAUUCCUCAAGGCAGUAAGGGGCUACCAUAGUACUUUGCUUAUGCCUGUAUUAUAUGACAUCACUGUAGUUACUUGACUGUUUCUCCUACUGUUCUGUGAACUUAUUAAUGGGUGAGAACCUAGUUUUACUCAUCUUGAUGGCUCCAUGAUCCAGCACAGUGCCUCACACAAAGAACUAUUGGGUGGGUGGAUGGAUGGAGGAAUGGAGACAGUUGGCUUAACUAGAUCCUAUAUACAGAUUAUUACUGGCUCCAAAGGAAGAGUAGAUAAGACCAUAAGAAUUGGAUCAAUGUAAAUCCUCACCUGCCCUUUGAGGAGCCAAGAAGGGCAUCUUUGUCUUUAAAUACAGCAAAUGUUAUUCAGAUUUUGUACUUGUCUGUUUACCUCAGUGUAGAUGAUAUGAGGAUGGUAUAACUAUGUAAACUGUUUGUUUUUGAAAAUAAUUUGUUUCCCUACAACUUUUGAAGGUUUUAUUUGUUGUUGUUGUUACUAGUUCAGUCCCAAACUUACCCUUUCCUUUUCAGAGAGCUAAUGGCCAUGCUUUUCUUCAAGGAAAGAAUAAUUUAUUUGAAUGAAGUGGGAUACUUGGAUAACACAAAUAA